AUCAUGUUUAGGAUCAUGAUCCUGAUAAAGGACCUACAUGUAGGUUAAUCCGACCUUUCUGAAGUGAGUGGUCGGUGAAAUCCGACGAAACCCGCGAAACCGACCCAGUAAAAUUACAGUUUAGCGCCCCACCACCGAUCCCUGUCAGUACACGGCUGUUAUUCACCCGAGUCCGUGUCCGGCAGUCGACGGAGGUCGGGACCCAAGGUUCACCCGCGCGCCGCCUGCGGUCCGAACCGAGUCUGCCGCAUGAGGCGCAACUUCCAACCAAGGUCGAGAGAGCUGAGUAAUCCCCGGUCAAGCUGUAUGUUCAAUAUAAGGCGAUUCGCCGUGUAGUAUCACACAAAUUACCUACCUAGUCAAAACUCAAAAAAUACUCGGACUCUAAACGAGCCCAAGAAGGGUCCACCCGUGUCUGGUCUGCACUGCACCUUGACACUUGACGUCGACCUGAGUCGGCCGUGUCCUUCCAGCUGCCCACAAUGUCGACUCCCGCCGUCACCCCCCCGCCGGAGAAAGACCUGCCCUCCGGCAGUGAGAGUAUACCGGCAACUGAUAUCCAGGGCCAGAAAAAGGAGAACGGCGCAUCGUCCGAGGAAGAUGUUGGGCAAGUUGAACCUGAGAGUUCACCCCAGGCACCCCCACGCAAUGUGCAUGGGGUGGCAUGGGUGCUGGUCGUCAUGUCCAUCUUCUCCUGCGUCUUUCUCUUUGCACUCGACAAUACCAUCGUCGCCGAUAUCCAGCCGGCUAUCGUCAAUCAGUUCGACGACCUGACGCUGCUCCCAUGGCUCUCGGUAGCCUUCAUGCUUGGGGCAGCGAGUACAUUGCUCAUGUGGGGUAAGGGAUAUGGAUUGUUCAACUGCAAAUGGAUCUACAUUGGUACCACGGUCAUCUUCGAGAUUGGAUCGGCCGUGUGCGGCGCUGCCCCGAGCAUGAACGCCCUCGUUGUUGGACGUGCCAUCUGCGGCCUGGGCGGCGCCGGCAUGUACCUCGGCGUCAUGACGAUCCUCUCCAUGCUGACGUCGCCCUUGGAGCGGCCCAUGUAUCUCGGCAUGGUUGGUUUGACUUGGGGAGCAGGCACGGUCCUCGGACCCAUCAUCGGCGGUGCUUUCUCAGACAGCGCGGCAACCUGGCGCUGGGCCUUCUACAUCAAUCUCUGCAUCGGCGGCCUCUUCGCCCCGGUCUUUCUCUUCAUGAUUCCCAGCAUCGACCCCCGCCCGGGCGUCCCGUACAAGGCGCGGAUGGCCGAGAUGGACUGGGUGGGUAUCCUCCUGUUCAUCGGCGCCUUUGUCAUGGGCAUCAUGGCCAUCGCCUUUGGCGGAACCAUGUAUGCAUGGGAAGACAGCCGCAUCAUCGGCAUGUUUGUCGGCUCGGCCGUCACAUUCGCCGUCUUCUUUUUCCAGCAGGGGUUCAUGUGGCUCACGUCAUAUACCGGGCGCAUAUUCCCCAUGCAGUAUCUCAAGAGCAAGGAGAUGAUCCUCAUCUUCAUCGAAACGGCCGCGGCGGGGACGUCCUCGUUCGUCCCCAUCUACUUCAUCCCCUUGUACUUCCAAUUCGUCAAGGGCGACGGCGCCCUCGACGCGGGCGUGCGCCUCCUUCCCUUCAUCAUCCCGAUGGUGGUGUGCAACAUGGUCAACGGCGUCGGCAUGAGCGCGUUGGGCUAUUACAUGCCCUGGUACGUUCUCGGCGGAGCCCUCGUCCUCGUCGGCGGGGUUCUCCUCCGGAUCGUCACCCUGACGACCAGCGUGGCCCACAUCUACGGCGCGCUCGUGGUCGGCGGCAUCGGCACCGGCGUCUUUUCGCAGGCCGGAUUCUCGGUGGCCCAGUCCCUGGUGCCUCCCGAGGAGAUCCCCAUGGCCGUCGGCUUCAUGACGUGCGCCCAGGUGGGCGGCUCGGCCAUUGCCCUCGCCAUCGCCAACACCAUCUUCCUGAACCGCGCCACGGGCCAGAUCACGCAGCUGCUUCCGGACCACUCGGUGGGUGCGGUGCAGGCCAUGAUCUCGGGGUCCAACAGGGCGCUCCUCGAGUCGUUGGACGGAGACUUGCGCACCGAUGUGCUGAAUGCCAUUGUCACCUCCAUCACGGAUGCGCUGACGUUGGAUGUAACUGCCGGGGCUCUUGCGCUCGUCGUGGCCGUUUUCCUGCGACGCGGGAAGAUGAACCAUACCCACGGUGGAGGGGCAGUCGUGGUGGGAUGAUUGUCACUGUUGUUGCCAUGUACCGAGUGUUGUUGCCAUCUACCGAGUAUUACGGUAUUACCUCGUUGUAAUAGAAGUCUAUAGAUUCAAAGAGUGGUCAAAUAGAGUAUUCCUACCUACCUAGGUACUACCUUGAUAUCCUACCUGCCACCCUGCUUCCACACCUUGGGUGCCUGAGUGACAUGACCGAGUCUCUUGGGAGCGCGUGCUCUUCCACACAACAUCAACACUUGACUUGAAUGUGCUUAGAAGCAGCGCUGUGCCUGUGAUAUCUUCUUGAAGUGAUGACAGCCCUGUAUGUGAAUAGAUCUUCAGCAAAGUCUCGGUUGGCGGCAACUACUGCACCACUUGGGUAUUGGUUCAUCAAGG
Molecule: messenger RNA, 2567 nt
Organism: Chaetomium fimeti
Lineage: Eukaryota; Fungi; Ascomycota; Sordariomycetes; Sordariales; Chaetomiaceae
Product: major facilitator superfamily domain-containing protein
Exons: 4
Coding region: 483-2198 (571 amino acids)
Biological process (GO): transmembrane transport
Cellular component (GO): plasma membrane
Molecular function (GO): transmembrane transporter activity
Source: RefSeq, a predicted model, not a curated record